CACUUGGAAUUUCUGCAUAUGAUAUAAUACGUAAUGCCAAGGAUAAGGAAUAUUAUCCUUAUGUUUAUAUUGCUAGUGGAAGUUAUUUUCUUACGGGCUUUGUUACUGUUUUACUUGGAUGGUGUCGUCUGAAUCUUGUAAAAAAUGCUUUAGCUAAUAUACCAAAAUCUUCCAUGCCAAUCAAAAAUAGAGAUUUACCCAAUUCUGUGUUUAAUCUUAUUACUGGUGAGUUGACACGUGUGUCCAUGAUUGCUUGGACAGGUGAACCGAAGCCCGAAGAUGUUAAUCUGCCAGGGUGGGGUCGACCAGGUUCCGACUUUGAUGAUAUUCAUUUCAAAUCAUCAAUGAUAAAUACAUUUUCUCUAAUAGAACAAACUGCUUUAAAAAAAAACUCGUCUUUAAAGCGGCAGCCUUCAAUGUCCGUACAACGAUACAUUGAUCUCUUAAUUGAACAUAGAGUCAUAGACCGCGGCUUAGGCCAUGCUUAUGUAGAAGGCUAUGAAAGAGCGCGCUUUAGUGAGGAUGAAGUUCCUCAAGAACAGUAUACAGAGUUCAUGAAACUUGUUCUUCAAUUAUUACGCCGAUUAGGAUAUAAUGGAGAUUAG
Dentiscutata erythropus is the source of this 605-nucleotide messenger RNA. NCBI's taxonomy places the organism in Eukaryota, Fungi, Glomeromycota, Glomeromycetes, Diversisporales, Gigasporaceae. The record is from the annotation of a GenBank genome assembly.